AUGAACGUGAUGCAACUCAUCGUCCUAUCCUUCUCUUCCCACUUACCCAUCAAAGGCAGCGACGAGUCUGCAGACACUCUGGCGCAGGCAGUACCGGCAGCGGAGCAGAAGGCUGACAAGGGCUGUGCGGCAGCUUGCUGUCGGUGUCGCCCUCUCGCAGUGCUGGGGAGGCUGCUCGCGGGCCUGGUGGUGGCGUCCUGCCUGGCGGCCUCCUGGGCGGGCAUGACGCAGCUGGCGAAGGCGGCGCUGCGGGACUUUGAGUCUCCCUUCUUCAUGGCCUGGCACUCGGCCAGCUGGAACCUUCUGCUGUUCCCCGGCUACUGCUCUGGCCGCCUGCUGACCUUCAGCGAGAGGAGAUCGCCGCUCAAGCACUUCAGUGAAUGUGGUCAUUUUCUCAGUGAGGAUGCUUUCUUGCUCAGGAGACUCCUUAAACAGACGGCCCCUUUCUCCAUCCUUUGGACGCUAACUAACUACCUGUACCUGAUGGCACUGAGGAACAUCAGUGCCACGGACGCCUCUGCCCUUUUCUGCUGCAACAAAGCUUUUGUCUUCCUGCUCUCCUGGAUCGUGCUGAAGGACAGGUUCAUGGGCGUCCGGAUCGUGGCUGUGAUCCUUUCCAUUGCCGGGAUCGUGCUGAUCGCUUACGCCGAUGGUUUCUGCCGCGAUUCCAUCGUGGGAGUGGCGCUGGUUGUGGGAUCAGCGUCCACUUCCGCUCUGUAUAAGGUCCUGUUUAAGCUCCUGCUUGGCAGUGUGAGAUGCAGGGAAGUGGCACUCUUCCUGACUGCACUGGGCGCCUUCAACCUCCUCUUCCUCAGUUGGGUCUCCGUCGUCCUGUACACCACCAGGGUGGAACAUUGGCCCUCCACCAGGGACGUGCCCUGGGAUCAACUGUGUGGACUGGCUGCUCUCCUCCUGGUGUUCAACAUCCUUGUCAACUGUGGAGCUGCUGUAACCUUCCCUGCCCUAGUGUCUCUCGGAGUCUUUCUGAGCAUACCUGUGAAUGCUGUCACCGACGUUUACCGUGGCGUAGUGCCGGGCCUUGGCAAUGUGAGGCUGGCUGCCCUGAUUGUUCUUUGCCUCGCCUUCUUGCUGCUGCUGCUGCCAGAGGAGUGGGACUCAAUCGCCGUGGAGCUCCUGACCAAGUUCAGAGGGGAGACGGCAAAGGAGGAGCCAGGGCCCGAAAGCGCUGAGGGUGGGUCGCUGGUGGGGCCGAACCAGAGUGGCCGGAGUGGGCUCCUCGGUCCUUAG
Molecule: messenger RNA, 1248 nt
Organism: Carcharodon carcharias (great white shark)
Lineage: Eukaryota; Metazoa; Chordata; Chondrichthyes; Lamniformes; Lamnidae
Product: solute carrier family 35 member F4
Exons: 6
Coding region: 1-1248 (415 amino acids)
Cellular component (GO): membrane
Source: RefSeq, a predicted model, not a curated record